This is a messenger RNA of Amblyraja radiata (thorny skate), 1143 nucleotides long. RefSeq names its product actin-85C. The transcript has a single exon. The coding region runs from base 13 to 1128 and encodes 371 amino acids. The record is from RefSeq and is a predicted model, not a curated record. NCBI's taxonomy places the organism in Eukaryota, Metazoa, Chordata, Chondrichthyes, Rajiformes, Rajidae.
GGAAUCAAAAUUAUGGAUAACUCCGCUGUGAUAAUCGACAACGGCUCGGGUAUCUGCAAGGCGGGGAUAGCCGGGGACAAUGCCCCAAGGUCAGUCAUUACAUCCAUCGUAGGACGUCCCAAAGCCAAGGCGACCAUGCUUGGCGCUGGCCACAAGGAGUACUAUAUAGGAGAAGAAGCCCAAGCUAAGAGAGGAAUAUUGAGUUUAAAAUACCCAAUAAAACAUGGCAUAGUAACUUCCUGGGACGAUAUGGAAAAGAUCUGGCGACAUGUAUAUGAUUGCGAACUCCGUUUAAAAUCACACGAGCGCCCAGUGCUGUUGACCGAAGCCCCUCUGAACCCCUUGGUCAACCGAGAAACCAUGACCGAGAUGAUGUUUGAGAGUUUCAAGGUGCCUGCAAUGUAUGUAGCUGUCCAGGCGGUUCUAGCUCUGUACGCUUCAGGGCGAACAACUGGCCUGGUGGUGGAUAGUGGUGAUGGCGUGACUCACACAGUGCCCAUUUACGAAGGCUACUGCCUCCCUCACGCUGUCUAUAGAUUCGAUUUAGCUGGCAGAGAUAUUACCCAGUAUUUCGUCCGGAUUUUGAUGGAAGUUGGACACUCCUUCAUCUCUACGGCAGAGAGGGAGAUCGUGAAGGACAUGAAGGAGAAGUUGUGCUACGUGGCCAUUGACCCACAAAUGGAAAUGAGGAAACGGCGUGAAGAUAUCCAGAAGGAAUACAAGCUUCCUGAUGGAAAUGUGAUCCAGAUCCAAAGCCAGCUUUUCAGAGCCCCGGAGAUACUCUUUUCUCCAGCUUGCGUGGGUUUCGAAUGUCCGGGUGUGCACAGACUGGUCUUCAAGAGCAUCUUAAAAUGUGACAUCGACUUGCGGAAGUGUCUCCAUUCAAACGUCCUCCUCUCGGGGGGGUCCACGCUCUUUCCAGGUCUGGAUGAAAGGAUGUUAAAGGAGUUGCAGUCGUUGGCUCCUGCUGGAGUGCCGGUGAAAGUCAUCGCCCCUCCGGAGAGAAAAUAUUCUGUCUGGAUUGGAGCGUCCAUCCUGACAUGCUUGACUUCCUUUCAGGAAAUGUGGAUUACAGCUGCCGAGUACCUGGAGAUGGGAGCGUGUGUUGUUCACAGGAAAUGUUUCUAAGAACUACCGCUAAAA